Molecule: messenger RNA, 1076 nt
Organism: Saccostrea cuccullata (small rock oyster)
Lineage: Eukaryota; Metazoa; Mollusca; Bivalvia; Ostreida; Ostreidae
Product: peptidyl-prolyl cis-trans isomerase FKBP1A-like
Exons: 5
Coding region: 70-396 (108 amino acids)
Biological process (GO): protein peptidyl-prolyl isomerization
Cellular component (GO): cytoplasm; sarcoplasmic reticulum membrane
Molecular function (GO): peptidyl-prolyl cis-trans isomerase activity
Source: RefSeq, a predicted model, not a curated record
CGGAUAUGGAAGUGUAAAUGUAAAAGUUCAUGUCGGUCCGGUGUCUGGACCUUUCCAGUAACAACAGAAAUGGGAGUUACAGUCCAACAAAUAACCCCUGGGAAUGGUCAGACAUAUCCAAAGAAAGGACAAGUAGUAGUUGUCCAUUACACAGGGACAUUGGAGAAUGGACAAAAGUUUGAUUCCUCGCGAGACAGGGGGCAGCCAUUCAAAUUUAGGAUUGGUCACCAGGAAGUCAUCCGAGGCUGGGAUGAAGGCGUCGCUAAAAUGAGUAUCGGAGAGCGAGCUAUUCUGACCUGUAGUCCAGACUAUGGAUAUGGAAGCAUAGGAUACCCAGGAGUUAUUCCUCCCAAUUCAAAGCUUGUAUUUGAUGUAGAGCUGCUGAAGCUAGAAUGAGGCCACCCCAGACCACCUAUAUAUCUUAUUUAUUAAAACAUUUCCUUGACUUCAAUGGAACAACUUUAUUUACAAUGGAGGAAAGUGGAAGACGUAUCCAACAGAUUUUUUAUGUGUGCAUAUACACGUAUUUUGAGUAUUUUGAUAUGACUUUUGUGUUCAUUAGGAAUAUUUUAUUAUUAUCCAUGGAGUUACAAUUUUGUAUACUAAAUAGGUUUUUAAAGACAUAUAUGAAUAUUUUCUAUUUAUCACCUGUAUGUAAUUACCGAUGGUGAAUUUUUGUGAUGUAAUGAAACAUGGUUGUUUUAUUGAUUAUUUGUGACACAAGACCAUAGAUCUAAAAGGCGGCUGCAAAGUUCUUAGUGACAUGCAUCUUUGCCAGAAUAAGAUUUAUGUGUGUUGUUUAUAUAAAGUAAAAUAUGUCUUGCAGCAACUUGCAAAAAAUCUUUUAGCCCUGUAGUACAUGUGCCUACAAUGCAUUACAAAGUUUUUCUCUCACAGCUAGACUAUUUAUUUUCAAUGUUAAUUCAAUGUUAGGAUUUUUUGUUUCAUUAGUGUGUUUGUGUAUAAGAGCUUACUUGCCUGGUUAGAACACUGUGUUUUUGUGAAGAAGAUGGUCCUCUAUACAAUUUUGAGGCUACAUUAGCAAAAAUUAUGAUAAUUUAGUAGAAGUUAUGUUU